Messenger RNA from Dictyostelium purpureum, 159 nucleotides. RefSeq lists its product as uncharacterized. The transcript is spliced from 2 exons. Gene Ontology annotation, cellular component: mitochondrial inner membrane. Bases 1 to 159 code for a protein of 52 amino acids. The record is from RefSeq and is a predicted model, not a curated record. NCBI's taxonomy places the organism in Eukaryota, Evosea, Eumycetozoa, Dictyosteliales, Dictyosteliaceae.
AUGGCUGGGGGGCAUCAACCAUUUCACGUUUCAAAAUCACACAAAUUACUUUCAAUUGGUUUAGGUACCCCUUUAUGGUUCUGGGUUUUCUAUAGAGCUAAACAAGAUUGGAGAACUUUCAUUGGUAUUUCAUAUCCAUGGGACCACCAUGAUCAUUAA